CUUGUCGUCUCUCUCUCUUGCGCGCGCACAAGGUAGCAGACGGGCAGUAUCGAUCUCUCGGCGCGAGACACGCGUGCGCGCGUCUUCGACGCGAGGAGGACCACAUCGGAGAGGGGUAGGCCGUUGUCAUUGUCGGCGCGUCUUUCGCGACGUAUCCGCGGUGCUGGCGAGACAGGGUGAUAUCGGAUAAUCCGAAGGAGAAAAAGUGACAAGAGAGAAGAACACCAAAAUUCCGAGAGUGUUUUAUAGUGACAAACUUUAAAUUUCGUGCUUCCUUUCGAGAGAAGAAAAAAGGACAUCUUUUUAUUGAUUCAUUAAUUAUUUAUUUUCCUUUUUUUUUUUUUUGAUCCAAGUAACAAACGAAGAAGUAGAAAAGGAACGAUUCAGAAAAAAAAGAAAGAAAAAGGAAAGGAAAAGGAAGAAGAAGAAACGAAGGACGCCCGGCGUCGGUGACGCCAUUGCAUAUUUCCUCUCUCUCUCUCUCUUUCUCUUUCUUUCUUUCUUUCUGUCUGUCUGUCUCUCUCUUUUUCGUCACUCGAUAAGAACGAGAGUAAGAGCGAGAGAGCGAGAUAAAUGCAGAGAAGCUUUAACCUUCUAGCUCGAGAACCGAUCGAUCGAGAGCGCGCAACGUACAGCACACAACGAAGCUCUUUUUUCGGUCGGGCGAAAGUUUAAGGCCGUGCUCAGCGCCGAUGGACGGGCGCCGUUCGUAGAUUCAGGAAGCAAGGCGAUUGGUUCGCGCAACGUUCUCGACCGUUUCUCGGGCCAAUCGCCUGCCUCGUCUACUAACCCUUUCCGCCCUUUUUUGUUUUUGUUUUUUUUUUUCUUUGCUCUUUCAUUUUUAUUUAUUUAUUUUUUUUUUCAAUCUCGACAUCAUCUCGAAAAGGACAAAUUUUUAUUAUCGACAAAGAAAAGAUGAGUCUCCUGUCUUCCAGCAUCGGCAGCAUUCGCUGCCUAGCGGAUGAGGAAGCUGAUAACAACAUGCUUCAGGAUCUUCAGUUAGCAGCGGAACUCGGCAAGACUCUGUUGGAACGGAAUAAGGAACUCGAGAAUAUAAUCAAAAUUCAUCAGUCCACGAUCGAAGAACAAGCGCAAGAGAUAGAAUAUAUGAAGAAGCAAACUGCCGCAUUGAGGGAAGUCAAUGAUUCGCGUCUUAAGAUUUACGAACAAUUAGAAGUCAGUAUACAAGAUUUGGAGCGUGCCAAUCAUCGUCUGGUCGUCGAGAAUACUGGCGAUAAAAAGCUGAUAAAAAACCAAUGCUUGACCAUCGAAAAUCUCGAGACACGAUGCGAGGAGAUGCAGAAGAAAAUCGACGAUCUUACAUCACAGAGAGAAGUAUUGCUUCGUCAGCAAACAGCGAAUCAAAAUCCUACCGUCGUUCAAGUGCAAUCGGUUUCUUGGAAGGCAGCGGUAACGCCUGGUGGCAGCAUACGACAGAGCGCUGCCCCGAGUUCACCGAGCGUUUUUCAAGAAACCGGUAACGAUUCUAACUUACAACAAAUUGUAACGUCAGCCUCCAGCGAAGAAGAACUGACGGAUCUAUUGAUUCAAUUACAAGAGGCUCGUAGUCAAAGAGCUAGAGAGCAAAAAAAAGUUGCUGAGCUUGGUCAGCAAUUGACAACAUUGUUACAAGAAAACAGUACUUUGGAAGAACAAUUGACUUUUUGGCGUAGCAAAGCACAGGACGUGAAGAAUUUGCAAGAUGAAAUAAAUACCCUCGAGGAAGUUAGACGGGGCCAAUUAUGCGGACGUUGUCUUCGUGGAAUGGACACCAGAAAUCAUGAUGAAUUAUCCGUUCUGGACGGAGAGGAGUACGAUGACAUUAGUAUAGCAGGUUCGCUCAUUAACGAACAAACUGAUCCUGAGCCAGCUGUACAGGAAACUUGCAACAACAAGACAGGGGCGACGAGCGAGGUAAAUAGCAACCCGUACAGAGAAUUGGUCGAAAAGUAUCAGGCGUUAUUGGAAGUCCAGAGAUUAUCGGCACCUCGUAGGAAGAACAGCAUUCCAACGAUCGGUGGUUGCAUGUCGCUUCAAGAGGAACUCGAGAUGUCAGGGGAGUACAAUUGUUUCCAGAAUCCAUCGGUGGAGAACGAGUUGCAACAGGAGGGUGGAGUAAAGUCUGGAAUGAUCGGUAACAAUGUCGGUGGCGGUAGACGCGGUAAAGGAGACAAUAUCGGGAAGAAAGCGUUUUCCGCAACACCGACAGACUUUUCCGAGGCGGAAACAUCGUCUUCCGGUUUCUCGGACGAAACGAGUAACAAGGCAACGCAGACGGACGGUAGACCCGGUUCGUUCCUCUGCUCGAUCGCCGAUGGCGAGGAUUGCAAGUUUAGCAUUUAUGAUGACAACAGUCCGUUCGAAAGUAGGUUUAGAAAGACCCCGGAAUAUAGACAAAUUUUCAGCGAGAUCUUUCGCGUGUUGAAACGAGCUGCCGAGGCAAAGGACGAAGGUGAAAAGUUACCUUUGUUGGACGAUCAAACGAAUAGCAGUAGCAACGUUACUAGCAAUGGCAACGACAGUACUCGUUCAGAAAAUCAUAAUGGAAUUAGGAAUCUCGGGCAAGAGGACGUACCGAGCGAGACGACGGAUGACAAUCAGAGCGUCAUGUCGUCGGUCAUUUCCUCGGUCGUCUCGGAGCCACCUUAUAAGAUGCAAACGCCAGUAUCGUCGAAGGAAUCUGCGAAGAAGGAGUCUAACGAUAAAUCUCAGUCGGACGUUGGGAAGACCGAGAAUAAUAGGGCGGCGACCAAGCUCGAUUUCGUUUCCAUAAACGUGCACGUUAAAAAGAACAGGUCGUCCGCGAAAAAGAACGCCGCGAAGAAGUUGGCAUUCAACGAACGUCCGAAAACACCGAACAUCGUGCCAACUACGAAUCCUACCUUCGUCCAAGCCAAAUCCAACAGCGGCGGUGGUAGACGAAGGUUCAGAGCUUUGACCCCGGUCGAACAGGACGGUAGCAACGUUUGGAACAAUGGCUCUCAAUAUAAUCAGUCGAAAACGAGAGAAUCGCCGAGCACGGUUAGGAAGUCGCAGACCUUCGUAAAUCGUAACGCGACCGAGCAAAAUAGUCAUUCCUUCGAGUAUAGCGAAUAUAAACCUAGCACAGCCUCCGAGGAAGUUGCUAAAUUAAAACGUCUCGAAUUGUCUUAUGCCGAGGUUCUUAGAAUGCCAAACAAGUCCAAAGCGAAUCAUCAUAGAAGUUAAAUUAUUGUAACUCGCCAAAACGCAAAGGGAAAACAAAGAGAGAAAAAAGAAGACGAAACAACAAACGGUUUAAGAAAGAGAUUUCUUUUUCUAUGUAAAAACCAAGUGAGAUUAUGUUCAAAGGUUCGUUAGGUUUAGAAUAAAGGAGCGUAUUAAAGGAAGAACUAACUUAUUUCGUAUUUGUGUGAUGGUACAGUAUUGAAGAAAACUCUUUUAAAUUAUAGGUACAUUUUGUAUAUAUACAUUUCGAUCGAUUAAGUAAUAAUAACUGUGUCGUAUUAGAGAGAACAGCGGUUCGUAUUAAUUUUUAAGUAUCUUUUGUAUCUAUAUCGCCUAUUUUCAUAAAGUUCGUUUUUACGAGAUCCCGGCACACGCGACACUUUAAGUAAUUUUUAUCGAAUGAACGUUCCAUUGGCCCGGGCCGCGAUACGAUGAGAAGGGAAGGAGGGAAAAAAAAUUUAAGAAAAAAAACGAAAAAAAAAAAGAAAGAAGGAAGUGACAUUUACGCUCGAAUUCUGUUCCAUUUUAAGAAUUAACCCCGUCUCAAAAUGCAGAAGUGCUAAAACGACUAACGUGCCAUUUGUUACAUCAAAUUGUAAUCGUAAAAGUACUACAAUAUUUCGACGAGUUUUUAGACGUGCGAGAUUACCCAUGAGAGUCUCUCGUGCAUGAGAGGACUCGCAUGUACGUACGAUAUGUUUAGCUUUUACAUUUAAAUAAUAAACGGUCUACGAUAUUACGAGAUCAUCAUCAAGAAACCAUCUUCGUCGUCAUCGUCUUGUAAGAAUCUAAUAAAUUCUUUGUCGAUGCAAUCCCACA
Messenger RNA from Vespula pensylvanica (western yellowjacket), 4026 nucleotides. RefSeq lists its product as uncharacterized. The record is from RefSeq and is a predicted model, not a curated record. The transcript has 7 exons. NCBI's taxonomy places the organism in Eukaryota, Metazoa, Arthropoda, Insecta, Hymenoptera, Vespidae. Bases 916 to 3207 code for a protein of 763 amino acids.